AUGGAAGCCAAAAUCAACCUCAACAUAGGAGAACUCCCAAGCCAGCCUGGCAUUGAAAGCUAUAUUGAAAUCGCCUCUGGAGAAAAUUCUAUAGCUCAAGCAAAAGAAAGAGCAUCUGCUGAAGUUGGAUCUGACAUUAAUUCUUACAAUCUAUACGCUGUUAUAGGCUGUUCUUCAGCUGAAGGAGCUGAAUGUGUGAAAACAUAUUUGUCGAAUGAAUGGAAUAAUUUUUGGGCAAGAUAUAAGGAUGAUUAUACAUUUGGCAAAUUUUUUAGCUCUUUUAUUGGAUGCAAUCCAGCACAGGAUAUUAAUGUUAAUGGUACCUCAGUUAUAAUCCAUGGACUAUCAAGCAAAAUUGAAUUGGAAAACUCAAAUGAAGAAGAAAAAGUCGGUUCAUAUGAUCAGACAAUUCUUAUUGAUAUAAACACAGGCCAAGAAAUUAGAACUAUUCUUAGAGGGGAAAAUCCUAUUGUGGAUGCUUUCGAUGCUCUAAAACUAAAAAUUUCUUUUUAUCGGUCAUCUUUUAUCCCAGAAGAUUUUUGAAAUCACCCUGCCUGCAAUCGUCGAAAUCGGGAGAGCAAUGAAUUUAGAUUUUUUAAAACCCUCCUCACUAUAUUAAAAAGUGGAGAUCUAGAAUUAAAUUUCAAAUCUGCAAGGGAGUUACCUGAGUUUGUCAAAGAAGAAGCUAAAAGCAUUUCUGAAAGUUUCUUUUUUAGUGGAAUGAUGCACAUUGUAUUUUCUGAUUGUUUGUACUUUUUAGGAGAAUAUUCUGAGCACACUACAGGCGAAUUUUAUGGCUUUUUAUCAACUGAUAGUCGAUUCACAAAGGUUAAGGUUAAAGCUCCUGGGCUUUUUUGCAUUCAGCCUAUUAAAUACAACAAUCAUCCAAAUUAA
Blepharisma stoltei is the source of this 894-nucleotide messenger RNA. NCBI's taxonomy places the organism in Eukaryota, Ciliophora, Heterotrichea, Heterotrichida, Blepharismidae. The record is from the annotation of a GenBank genome assembly.